This is a messenger RNA of Lampris incognitus (smalleye Pacific opah), 1005 nucleotides long. Its product is annotated as beta-1,3-galactosyltransferase 1-like. The transcript has a single exon. The record is from RefSeq and is a predicted model, not a curated record. NCBI's taxonomy places the organism in Eukaryota, Metazoa, Chordata, Actinopteri, Lampriformes, Lampridae. Bases 19 to 1005 code for a protein of 328 amino acids. Gene Ontology annotation, cellular component: membrane. Gene Ontology annotation, molecular function: N-acetyl-beta-D-glucosaminide beta-(1,3)-galactosyltransferase activity.
CCAGCCAAGGGAACAGCAAUGCCUUCAAAGGUCUCCUGCCUCUACGUGCUGACGGUGGUUUGUUGGGCUAGCGCUCUAUGGUACCUGAGUGUGUCCCGUCCCUCCACCUCAUAUGUGGGCCAGCUGACCAUCCCCAUCCGCAAGACGUCCAAGACGCACAAGAACGCCACCUUCAGCAACAUUCGCACGCGCUCGCUCAAUCCCCAUGACUUUGACUACCUCAUCAAUGAGGCCAAGAAGUGCGAGGCGGAGGCCCCGUUCCUUGUCAUCCUGAUCAGCACCACACACAAGGAGUUCGACGCCCGCCAAGCCAUCAGGGAGACGUGGGGUGACGAGAGCACGUUCACCGAAGUGCGCGUUGUCACACUGUUCCUGCUGGGACGCAAUGCAGACGUUGUCCUCAACCAGAUGGUGGAGCAGGAGAGCCAAAUCUUCCACGACAUCGUGGUGGAGGACUUUAUAGACUCCUACCACAACCUGACCCUGAAGACCUUGAUGGGCAUGCGCUGGGUAGCCACUUUCUGCCCCAAGGCACAGUAUGUCCUCAAGACAGACAGUGACAUCUUUGUCAACAUGGAGAACCUCAUCUACAACCUCCUGAAGCCCAACACCAAGCCCAGAAGGAGGUAUUUCACUGGCUACGUCAUCAAUGGUGGGCCAAUCAGAGACAUGCGCAGCAAGUGGUACAUGCCCCGGGAUCUGUACCCGGAGAGCAAGUACCCGCCGUUCUGCUCUGGCACUGGGUAUGUCUUCUCAGCAGAUGUGGCUGACCUCAUUUACAAAACAUCCCUACACACCAGGCUGCUGCACCUGGAGGACGUGUACGUGGGGGUGUGCCUCCGCAAGCUGGGCAUUCACCCCUUCCAAAACAGUGGCUUCAAUCACUGGAAGAUGGCCUACAGCCUUUGCCGCUACCGGCGAGUGGUGACUGUCCACCAGAUCUCCCCCGAGGAGAUGCACCGCAUCUGGAAUGACAUGACCAGCAAGAAACACCUGAAAUGUUAG